AGAGAGACAGGAGAAAAAGCCGUAUAGGAAGAGAAGCACAACCGUGGGUGCCGCCGCCGCAACGAUGAACGGUUCGCCACGCUCGCGACAACCGCGGAUAAGCCAUCGGACUAUGUCCUGAAUAGCGGUUUACAUAGCUGGGAUUGUGCACCGAUCAUACAGGGGUAAAAUAUGUCCGCCUCGGUGGGGCCCCGCGGCGGCCCUCGCCCACCCACAGCGCAGAGCUCCAUGCCCGAGCUACCGGACCUCAGUCACCUCACAGAGGAGGAGAGGAAAAUUAUCAUGGCUGUGAUGAUUCGGCAGAAGGAGGAAGAGGCAAAGGAUGAGGCCAUGCUCAAAGAGGAGAAACCCAUACAAGCAAAAACGGUGAACCUGGUCGGAAACAAGAAACCGCGUCAGCAGAACGACAUCAGUUUGCACCAGCAGUUUGCCAACUACAAGGAGCAGGUGAGGCGGAUUGGGCCGGAGCCCCCCCAACAGAGACAGCAGGGCCAACACAAGGAUGACGCCCCCACCUGUGGCAUCUGCCACAAGACCAAGUUUGCUGAUGGCUGCGGAAACCUGUGCUCCUACUGCCAGACUAAGUUCUGUGCCCGCUGCGGGGGAAGGGUCUCGCUGCGUUCCAAUAACAAAGAGGACAAAGUGGUAAUGUGGGUAUGUAACAAGUGCCGAAGGCAACAGGAUAUGCUCACUAAAUCAGGAGAGUGGUUCCCCAGCCAUGGGCCCAAGGCUGGAGAGCUUGGGUCAGCAGUGAGUGAACCGGCCAUGUGUGGAGAUCCCGUUGGGGAGAAGAAGGCGCGCUCUAGGUCUCAGAACCCUCUCGACUCCUCCAUUUCCACUGCCCAUGACACCCAGCCACACCCCCCGACCGACCCCAGAAAAGGCCCCUCCACAGGGUCAGCUGACACGCUGUCAUCGCGCUCACGCAGUGAGCCUCCACAAGAAAGAAAAAAGCCACCAGCAGCCUCUGAUCAGAAUGGCAAGCUAGGGCCAAGAGGUGAGAGGCGGCGAGGCCUAUCCAAAAUCCACUCUGAGGAACGAGAUACUGGAGAAAAUCGGAGAGAAAGUCGAAGACUGAUGAAAACUCGCUCUCAGGAGCACGACAGUCCUGAGACUAGGAGGACUGAGGCGGAGCAGAAACCACCCAGGGAACAGUGCAGGACUGACCCAAAUGCUUCACAUCAUCUGGCCAAACUCCGGCCGGCGGAGCCCGAUGGACGUAUGCAUCCUAAGCCGAGGGAGGCAGGGGAGAUGGUGCAGGACAACAGAGGUGCACGUAGAUGGGCAGAUGGGCGGCAGGCCUCGCUGGAGAGCCAGCAGCAGGCUUACGCCCCAGAGAGGACCGCGGGGGGUACAGGUUUGCAGAGUGCGCCUGUUGUGCAGGGUCCUCCUCCUAAAACGAACCACACCCCACAGCCACCAGCUCCGGGGUUCAGGGUGGGCCCUGCCAUGCCCGCAGGCCCACCUGAGCUCAGGGAGCCUCAGGAAUGGGACAGGAAGUUGCAGCCGAGCCACCUGGACCCCGGCUCGGCUGCGCUGUUGCGCAAAUCAAAACGACAAAAAGCUGAGAGCAUGCUGCGCAAUGAUUCUCUCAGCUCUGACCAAUCGGAAUCUCUACGACCGCCCCCACCCCGCCCCUACAAGGGCAAACGGGGAGGAAACAAGAGGCAGAUGUCUGUUAGCAGCUCAGAGGAAGAAGGCGGUUCGACACCGGAAUACACCAGUUGUGAAGAUGUGGAUAUUGAGAGCGUCAGUGAGAGAGGGGACUGGGAGCGCUGUCCACUGGACCCCACUGCGUGGCAUCAUCCAGUAACAUGGCAGCCCUCCAAGGAAGGUGAUCAUUUAAUUGGCCGAAUCACUUUGAGCAAGCGAACAGCCAUGCCAAAAGAGGCUGGGGCUCUGCUAGGGCUAAAGGUGGUCGGGGGGAAGAUUACAGAAACUGGGAGACUUGGGGCCUUCAUCACAAAAGUCAAGAAAGGUAGUUUAGCUGAUGUGGUGGGUCAUCUACGGGCCGGUGAUGAGGUGCUUCAGUGGAAUGGUAAAUCAUUACCUGGAUUAACCAAGAAAGAAGUUUACAAUAUCAUCUUGAAUUCCCAAACAGAACCACAAGUUGAGUUAGUAGUAUCAAGGCCAAUAGGUGAUAUACCACGAAUACCAGAAACAUCACACCCUCCAUUAGAAUCUAGUUUUUCUUGUCCCUCUGCAGCAGGUUCAAGUUCCUUCGAAUCACAGAAGAUGGAAAGACCCUCUAUAUCUGUCUUGUCCCCAUCCAGCCCAAGUGGUCUUAGAGAUGCCCCUCAGCUACUGCCUGGACAGCUGUCGGUGAAAAUGUGGUAUGAUAAGGUCGGCCAUCAGCUGAUAGUGAACGUAUUGCAGGCUAUAGACCUACCACCAAGAUCAGAUGGACGACCCAGAAACCCCUAUGUCAAAAUGUACUUCCUGCCCGAUAGAAGCGAUAAGAGCAAGAGAAGGACGAAGACAGUAAAGAAAAGUCUGGAGCCCAAGUGGAACCAGACAUUUGUGUACUCUCAUGUCCAUCGCCGGGAUUUCAGAGAACACAUGCUGGAGAUUACUGUGUGGGACCAACCCAAAAUACAAGAUGAGGAGAGUGACUUUCUGGGAGAAAUCCUAAUCGAGCUGGAGACUGCCCUGCUGGAUGACAAACCUCACUGGUACAAGCUGCAGACACAUGAUGUCUCUUCCAUCCCACUGCCGCACCCGUCGCCAUACCUGCCCCGCAGACACGGACACACAGAAACACCCACCAAAAAGCUGCAGCGCUCGCAGCGUAUUACAGAAACUGAUUAUGAUGAUGGUAUUGGUGUAGUCGCCACAGCUACAGAGAACCGGUCAAGAGAAAGAGAAAGAGAACGGGACAGAGACCGAGACCGAGACCGAGCAACUACAUUAGAGGUUCCACACCAGAUCAGGCCAACUCAGUAUCGCUCACGGUCCGUGUCCCCACACAGAGACGAAGAGAGCAGGGGACGGUCCCGCCCAGCCAACGUCCCUGCACAGAGGAGUCUGGAUGAGGUCCAGCACAGCCGGCGAUCCCGUUCCCCAACACGCUACCACGAUCGUGCCCGUGUGCAAGAGAGAGAUUACGUAGAUGACAGUGAGGUCAUCUUGAUACACAGAUCAAUGCGGGGUAGAAGCGCAGAGUGUCUGCACACCCAAAGUGUUGGCAGGAGUUCAUCUAAGUACAGUAGCACUCUGCCUCCCAAGAUGCCUUUAUUAGUUAAUGGAAUUCAUAAGGAUCUUUACAGUGAUCUACAGCCCUCUCUUGACAGGGUUAGAAGUGCUAGUACCAACUGUCUGAGACCAGGUUCUAAUUCCAAUUCACCUGAACGAGACAGGCAGUCGAGAACUCUGGACAAGCCUAGCUGUCAGAAACUUGGCAAGAAAAUAUCUGACAGCGAGCGAGUGCAGCCACACUCCAGCCCCACAUUUUCCUCAUCAACAGCGGCCCCUUCUUCGACACGCAAGGUCAGACAGCUUCCCCAAGUCCCCACCAAAAGCAGCAGUGUAGAGAAAGCUCUUGCUUCAGAGGAGCGAACACGGCAAAUGAAAGUACGUACCUUCCAAACGCCAGCUCCCUCCAGUACCAGCCACGAUCUGGAGAGGACGCUCAAGAAUAAAAGAGAGCUUUAUAAGGAGCAGCGACAGAGCUGUGACAAUGUGUCCCAUAAGUCCUCAGACAGUGAUGUCAGUGACGUGUCAGCCAUCUCUCGCGCCAGCAGUGCCUCGCGGAUCAGUAGCACCAGCUACAUGUCCAUUCAAUCAGAACGACCCAGGGGUCAAUUUAGCCGUCAUAUUCAUCCAUCCAGCCGCAGCAUGCUGAAGAGUACGAGCGUUAGUGGGGAAAUCUACACUCUGGAGCGUACGGAUGGCAGUCAGUCAGACACCGCUCUGGGAACACUGGGAGCAGGAGGGAAAAAGCGCAGAUCCAGCCUUAGCGCACGUGUAGUCGCCAUCGUGGGCAUUCCCUCCCGCCGCAGCAGGAGCACCUCUCAGCUCAGUCAGACAGAAGCAGCCAACAAGAAAGCAAAGGGAUCCAGUCAGAUCCAGCGCAGUCAGGAGACGGGAAUGGCAGUGGAGUAUCCCCGCAAUGUCAUGGCUCGCCAAGCCAGUCGAGAGUCCACUGACGGCAGCAUGAACAGUUACAGCUCUGAGGGCAAUCUGAUCUUCUCAGGGAUGAGGUUAGGGGCCGACAGCCAGUUCAGUGACUUCCUAGAUGGUCUUGGCCCUGCUCAGCUAGUGGGUAGACAAACACUUGCCACGCCUGCUAUGGGAGAUGUUCAGAUUGGACUAAUGGACAAGAAAGGGCAGCUGGAAGUGGAGGUUAUCAGGGCCCGUGGUCUUACAUCUAAACCAGGUUCCAAAUCGCUGCCGGCUCCCUAUGUCAAGGUCUAUUUGCUGGAAAACGGAGCGUGCAAAGCCAAAAAGAAAACUAAGAUUGCACGGAAAACGCUUGAUCCCUUGUAUCAGCAAUCGCUGCUGUUUGAGGAAAGUCCGCAGGGUAAAGUUCUCCAGGUAAUAGUCUGGGGAGAUUAUGGCCGCAUGGACCAUAAAUGUUUCAUGGGAGUCGCCCAGAUUCUUUUAGAGGAGCUGGAUCUUUCUAGCACAGUGAUCGGUUGGUACAGACUGUUUCCCCCUUCAUCAUUGGUCGACCCAACGUUAGCUCCUCUCACUCGUCGCGCUUCCCAGACCUCGCUGGACUCUUCAGGGCCGCCAGGCAUCAGGUCCUAGUGAAUGGACAGGAAACACACGACCCAGUGGACCAGUGACCCGAGGCAACAAUCAGAACUAGAUCGGCAGAUAAAGAGACAGAUGGACAGAAUCAUGAUCAAAGCUUUGCUGAAGCCUGACAAUCACUUCUCUUUUUUACUUUUGAUCUUUGGGUUGUAGAGAUUUCCUUUGAUCCACUCUGCUCCUUUACUGCAUGUUUUGUGGCUGAGAUGACGAUUCGGCCCAAAUAAAAAAAGAGAAGGAAGGGAGAGGCAGCCGAAACACGAUCCCGCUUUGUCUGACAGGAAGCGGAGCCUACAGUGGCGCCGGUAGCCUAGAUUGCUCUGGUCAGUCAGCGCAUUUAUUUUCUCACGUGUUGGUGAGAGUGAGAGGACAGCACUGCCCCUCCUCUAUAUUGCACUUUCAGGAAGCCCCUCUGCUGACAGACCAGAGGUCGAAGGUUAAAGGUCAAGAUUUAGUCUUCUCAGAGAGUUUCCUCUCUGCAUCACGGAUACUGCAUCCUAGGCCCCGCCGUGUGCAGGUCUGGCAAGAACUCAAACUCAGAUUGUUUGACUGUGGCGUGUGUGUGUGUGUGCGAGAGUGUGCGUUUGCGUCUAAGAAGGCAGGGAGACGCUUGAGAAUCUUUUAAGUCUGUUUACAGCAGUCUCCACUGACUGCUUUGCCUUUUCACGUUAAUGUUGAUUUGGUAAAUAGGCACAUUUUGAAGAAUGUGAAAACAUGCUUCAUGUUUUCGGACAUUUGUGUCAUACGAGUUUCAUGGAAGACACAAAACCAUUUCUAUUCGAUUCACCGGGUCUGUAAGAAGCUGCCACUACUAUUUAACAGGAAACAUUAGCUCACUAACACGUUCGAUUUCCAGGUUUCACGCGAUCACAAAUCAUAUCUUACAGGCAUUUCCAAGCACUUUUAAUUCUAUUCCGUUUGGUAAAGGACCUGUACAUACCGAUAUUAGAAUUUCUACCCGACUAGAGUUUACAUUAUUUUAAUGCAAGCACAAAUGCUUGAUUUUUGAACAAAAAAAGAGAAAAAGUUCAAGCUUUUGGGGAUUAAAAGUAAUACAAAAAAGAGGCCGAAAUCGGAAGCUUCCUAUUUUUAGUAGUUUGUCAUCAGUUUAGUUGAUUAUAAAACCAAUCUCACAGAUCCCCCCCCCGAGGAUCACAUUUUGAAUGUGACAGUGAGACGUUCCAACAAGGGGAACAGACGCCACCAACGAGGGGAACAGCAUGAAUCUGGAACUGUUCCAAGUUGCAUGCACAUUUUGUAAAACAAGACAGAUGAGAAAAAAAAGAGGCUACAAUAAGUGUGUGUUAGUUCCACAAACUGUAGGCCAGCUUGUAUGUUGCAUGUACUUGUACAGUUUGCUUGUACUUGAUAUAAAUAGAUUAUCAAAUAAAACGAAGCCAUUCAUUCCAUGUGUGGGCAUUUGACCGGGUUCAGCCAUACACACAGGCCUUAUUUUGGGGCUGAAUGUCUAUAAGAAUUUUUGAAUUGUUUGAUUUCCUUUUCUUUUUCUUUUUUUUUUAACCCUGAAUGGAUAAAUAAGUGCUGUACUGUAGUACUGAGCAAACACAAGGCCCUAUUUUAUUGAAGAUGUUGGUGUUCACUGUAGUCUGUACUACUGUGGGGCUAAAACUAAGGUAGAUAAUCUGUAUAAAAACUAGAGCUAUAUGUAUAUGGAAUAUAAUUAUGAAAAUCACAAUGACUUAGAGAUAUAUCGAUAUUGAAACAGAGUGUAUCAAGUAAACAUCACUUACGUACAUGCAUAUAUUGUAAAUAUGAGUCUGCAAAGAAGUUUACUUAUAUUUACAAAGCGGCCCCAUUCAAGUUAAUGGAUCAGUGCUCUGUCUCUUGGUUCUGCUGAGCGGAAGAAGGGAUGCCUCCAAAGUUUUAUUUUAGUGAUGCCCAAUCUGACAAGAGAAAUUUGGACCUCUAUUGAUUUGUUGCAUUAGAAAAAAUGCUCACGAAUCCUCGUUUCAAUGAGAAGUUUACUUUAUAUGUCUGGUUACGGCAGACUUAUUUACUUUGUCAGUAUUAUUCAAGGAUACUGAUUGUUUACAGUUCGUGUGUUCCACUGAAACAAAAUUGAAAGUAUUCACUGCAACAUUUCUUGUUUGUACAGCAGACGUGGCUCAAAUAAUGUGUAUGUUUUAUAUUCAAGAGUUCAUUUUUAUUAUUUACAAAUAAAAGAGUGUGUGGAAGAAAA
Molecule: messenger RNA, 6952 nt
Organism: Cyprinus carpio (common carp)
Lineage: Eukaryota; Metazoa; Chordata; Actinopteri; Cypriniformes; Cyprinidae
Product: regulating synaptic membrane exocytosis protein 1-like
Exons: 31
Coding region: 172-4749 (1525 amino acids)
Biological process (GO): regulation of membrane potential; positive regulation of synaptic transmission; intracellular protein transport
Cellular component (GO): cytoskeleton of presynaptic active zone; presynaptic membrane
Molecular function (GO): small GTPase binding; transmembrane transporter binding
Source: RefSeq, a predicted model, not a curated record